Molecule: messenger RNA, 1785 nt
Organism: Spodoptera littoralis (African cotton leafworm)
Lineage: Eukaryota; Metazoa; Arthropoda; Insecta; Lepidoptera; Noctuidae
Source: the annotation of a GenBank genome assembly
AUGGAACUAAUAAGUUUCAUACUGAGCUACUUCAUCACCAAGGACCUGUCUAUGAUGACUGCUUUCAUCUGCUGGCCCUCUGAGCAAGCACUAGAGCUGCAGCGCAGCGCACGUGUGGCGGGUGUGAGACUCACCGUGGUCUCCGAGCUGAGGCACUCCGCUCCCAUGACGACGUCUGGCUAUUUCAGGGAGGCCAUGCUGCUGGACCUCAACUGUCCCGAUACUCAUUUUGUUCUUGAAAAGGCCUCCAGGUCUCGUGUGCUGAACAAGCGUCACUCAUGGCUACUACUCCACAACUCAUCAGCCGAGCCAGCGCUCGUGGAGGAGACUUUGUAUGCGUACGAGAUUCUACCCGACGCAGACGUAGUAUGGUCCUCCCCGAACAGUCUGGUGGAUGUUUAUAAGACGAAGCCGAAUCAACCGCUGCUGCAGGUCCAGCUGGGGCUCAGCAGGAACAGUUCCCACCAAGAGCUGUUAUCGCUAUGGGGCGCACUGCCCACUGCUGUGACUCGCAGGAGAGAUCUCAGGAAUGUCUCGCUCAAGGGCAUUUCUGUAGUGACAGAACCUGAUAAUUUCAAGGGCUGGGCAGACUUGCGCAACCGGCAGAUCGAUACCUUCCCUAAGUUCACCUAUCCGCUCAUGAUGCUACUUGCGCAGGACUUACACUUUCGGUUCGACCUGCGGCAGGUGGACUUCUAUGGGGUGUCGCACAACGGGUCAUUCGACGGGCUGGUGGGCCACCUGCAGCGGCGGGAGGCGGAGGUGGGGCUCGCCUCGCUGUUUAUGCGGCACGACCGCAUGCAAGUCGCUGACUUCUUCUCCGAGACCUGUGUGCUCGCGUGCGCGUUUAUCUUCCGGCAACCGUCCCGGUCGGCCGUGUCGAACGUGUUCCUGGCGCCGUUCAGUGCCGGCGUGUGGGGCGCCAGCGCCUGCGUGGCUGCGAGCGCCGCGCUGCUAUUGGUGGCGCUGCGUCGCCUGCGCCAGCACACGCGCGCCUCGACAGACCUGCAACUGUUCACGCUGCUCGAGGCGGUCACGUUUGCACUUGGUUCCAUGUGCCAGCAAGGGUUCCAUAGGACGCCACCGGUGACGUCAGUGCGAUUAGUGAUGUUCAGCACGCUGCUGACGUCACUGUUCGUGUUCACGGCGUACUCUGCCAAAAUCGUGGCCAUCCUGCAGACUCCCAGCACCGCGCUGCAGACUAUCGACGACCUGGUGCGCUCCCCCAUGACCAUCGGCGUCCAGGACACCACUUACAGGACGGUUUACUUUCUCGAGAGUCCGGAGAAGUCGACGCAGCAGCUGUAUCGGCAUAAGAUCCUGCCGCAGGGCGAGCGCGCAUACCACAGCGUCGUGGACGGCAUAGCGCGCGUGCGCACUGGGUUCUUCGCCUUCCAGGUGGAGAAGAGUUCUGGUUACGAUAUAAUAAAGCAGACGUUCACGGAGCGCGAGAAGUGCAGUCUCAGUGAGAUCGAGGCGUUCAAGCCGCCGCUGGUGGCCGUGCCCAUGAAGAAACAUUCCGGAUAUAGGGAAUUGUUCGCUAGCAGACUGCGUUGGCAGCGCGAGGUGGGGCUGAUGGACCGCGCGCGACACGUGUGGCUGGUGUCGCGGCCGCGGUGCGAGGCGGCCGGCACCGGCUUCGUCAGCAUCGGACUCAUCGACGUGCUGCCCGCGCUGCAGGUGUUGGCGCUGGGUGCGAUAAUGUCGGUGGUGCUGCUGGCGGGGGAGCGCGGCGCACACAUGCUGCAGCGACACACCGCGCACUCCACGCCGGCGGCCUACUGA